AUGUGGCUCGACCGCAUUUCCUCCGCACCCCAUCUAGACAGUCGCAGUCUUUCUCCCCUCCCUCCACGAUCGUCCUCUCGGUUCUCUCCUACCCCUCAGAAUGGUCGCCCCGCGAUCAGUCGGCCAGGAUCCUCAUUAUCCGCCUUAGUCACCCCGAAUGCCUCGACAGCGUCGUCACCGUAUGCGCGUGGCUCUGACACGCCAACACGGAGGCAGAAUCUCGCUUCAAAAUCCCGCCCGUCCGAGGUUACAGACCCGCUAGUGGUGCUGGAUGGGAUUCUCAAGAGACAGAAGGAAGAGGCCUUGGUCACAACCGCAUCCGUUGUCUCAUUGGCGGCGGAAUCUAGACCCCCUCGGCUGGUGGCCGAGAUCGAUUUUGGAGACCUCGGCCUUGAGGAUUUCGUCAAGAAGGUCGAAGAACCAACCAGGCUGAUGAACAGCGAUGUUGGUGUGCAGGCUAUCCAGCAGUUUGAGAAGGAGAGGGACAAGUUCCAGGAGCUACAUUCCGCGAUCGCUGGGUGCGACGAUGUAUCGAAAUCAGUCGAAAUGUAUUUGAAUGACUUUCAAACCGAACUAGGAGCAGUCUCUGCUGAGAUUGAGACACUCCAAACCCGUUCAGUCCAGCUGAGCGCUAUGUUGGAGAACCGGAAGAAUGUGGAACAAUUACUUGGCCCCGCUGUGGAGGAGAUUAGUGUGUCUCCAGCCGCCGUUCGCCUGAUUGUGGAGGGCCCUAUUGACGAGAACUGGGUCAAGGCGCUGAAUGAUAUUGAGUCUCGCACAACUGGUAUUGAAGCGAAAGUCGCUAGUUCUAGCACUUCCAAGGCCAUUGAGGAUGUGCGGCCACUCUUAGAGGAUGUAAAGAAAAAGGCUGUGGAGAGGAUUCGGGACUACCUAGUCUCCCAAAUACGGGCUUUGCGGUCCCCCAAUAUCAACGCGCAAAUCAUCCAGCAGCAACGACUGGUCAAGUUCAAAGACCUGUACAGCUACAUAUCGCGAGCCCACCCGGCUUUGGCUGGGGAGAUUGCCCAAGCCUACAUUAACACCAUGCGCUGGUACUAUCUCUCGCACUUUACCCGCUAUCUUCAUGCCUUGGAGAAGAUCAAGAUCUACCCCAGCGACCGGAAUGAGGUUCUUGGGGGUGAUCCUUCUGCUCAAAAAUCCGGUAACAUGAUUCCUGGUGGACGGCCUGGCGCUGCUGCGCACGAUCCGUUCUCGCUCGGCAGAAGGAUUGACAUUCUACGCACCGGCAACCAUAUGGCCCUGUCUUCGUACUUGGCAGAAGAAGACACUUCUUACCACGGGAUUGAGGUUCCAUUCCGAAACUUCAACCUUGCCCUUGUAGACAACGUUUCGGCGGAAUACUCCUUCAUGACCGAGAUGUUCUCAACCAUGUCUUUCCAACAAAUCUCGCGCAAGGCGCUCGAAAUCUUUAGCUCGGUGUUUACACUUGGCCAGGGGCUAGCAAAGCAGCUCAUUGAAAAUGCCACUGACUCAUUAGGAGUGCUGAUCUGUGUGCGACUCAACCAACGGGCCGCUUUCGAGCUCCAGCGCCGCAAGGUACCCGUAGCGGAUUCUUAUAUAAACGGAAUCAAUAUGCAGCUGUGGCCGCGAUUCCAAGUAAUUAUGGACACGCACUGUGAAUCCCUGAAGCGAAUAGGCUCGAACACAGGUCGGAGUGCCGUCUCUGCUCUCUCCCUAGCCGGGGGGGACGAUGCCAACCAAUCAUCUGCACCUCAUUUUCUGACGCAGCGCUUCGGACAGCUGCUACAUGGUAUUCUUGUUCUUAGCAGCGAAGCAGGCGAUGAUGAGCCUGUUGCACACAGUCUUUCCCGGCUGACAUCUGAGUUUGACACACUUUUGGCCAAGCUCAGUCGCAUUGGCGGCGAUGCAAAGCGGAGAGAGCGAUUUCUCUUCAAUAACUACUCCUUAAUCUUGACGAUCAUUAGCGACACGCAAGGCAAACUGGCUACUGAGCAGAAGCAGAACGGGUAUAAAUUCCCAGACAAUCCACAUCAUGAGAUAGAACUGCGGUUGGAUGUAAUCGGUGCAGGGGUUGUUGGUCUUGCAGUCGCCCGCCAAUUGGCCUCACGACCCAACACCUCUACGAUCCUCCUCGAGCGACAUGACGCGCCAGGGACAGAGACCAGCAGCCGGAACUCAGAGGUCAUUCACGCCGGUCUGUAUUACGGAACCUCUACCUUGAAAGCUUCACUUUGCAUCCGUGGCCGCGAACUGCUCUACGACCUUUGCCAAAAACAUAACAUCCCCUAUCGAAACACCAAGAAGUGGAUUGUCGCCCAAACCGAGGAGCAAUGGGCUGCAACACUGCAGGUUCAGGAACAUGCGAAAUCCCUCAACGUACCUACACGGCUGAUUUCCGCCGCGGAGGCGCACGAGCGGGAGCCCGAGGUCCGCGCUCUCGCAGGGAUCCUCGAGAGCGAGUCUACGGGGAUCGUGGACAGUCACGCGCUCAUGACGUAUUUACAGGGGGAUUUCGAGGACCGGGGCGGGGACUGUGCAUUCCUGACGACGGUGACAGGCAUCGAGGCGCUGGACGGUGGUGCGGCAGGGUACAAGGUCACCACUCGGUCUGGGGAUGACGGGACGGAGACGUCCAUUGUGGCGGAGACGGUGAUCAACAGCGCCGGGAACUCUGCGUGUGCGAUUAAUAAUAUGCUUCUUCCGCCCGAGCGCCACCGGCAACCCUACUAUGCCAAGGGAACGUAUUUCUCGUACGGCGCGUCGUUCCCGAAGCCGUCGGUGCUGGUAUACCCGGCCGCGGUCCCGGGCCACGGUGGUCUAGGCACGCAUCUCACCCUGGAUAUGGGUGGGCGGGUUCGCUUCGGGCCCGAUGUGGAGUGGGUGGACGAUCCCAAUGACCUGAAGCCCAGCCCCGCGCGGCUGCACGAGGCUCUGUCUGCGAUCCAGGCUUAUCUGCCUAAUGUCGACCCCGAGGCGAUUUCCCUGGACUACUGUGGGAUUCGACCCAAGCUGGGCCGUGGAGGCGCGCUGAACACGGGCAAGGGAUUCAUAGAUUUUGUGAUCCAGAAGGAAGAAGGGUUUCCAGGAUUUGUGAAUUUGCUGGGGAUUGAAAGCCCGGGGUUGACGAGUUCUUUGGCUAUUGCGGAGAAGGUUGAGGGAAUUUUGUAUAGAUAA
Molecule: messenger RNA, 3156 nt
Organism: Aspergillus ochraceoroseus IBT 24754
Lineage: Eukaryota; Fungi; Ascomycota; Eurotiomycetes; Eurotiales; Aspergillaceae
Exons: 7
Coding region: 1-3156 (1051 amino acids)
Biological process (GO): Golgi to vacuole transport; endocytic recycling; retrograde transport, endosome to Golgi
Cellular component (GO): GARP complex
Molecular function (GO): oxidoreductase activity; syntaxin binding
Source: RefSeq, a predicted model, not a curated record